Molecule: messenger RNA, 2421 nt
Organism: Scedosporium apiospermum
Lineage: Eukaryota; Fungi; Ascomycota; Sordariomycetes; Microascales; Microascaceae
Product: putative cysteine--tRNA ligase
Exons: 3
Coding region: 1-2421 (806 amino acids)
Biological process (GO): cysteinyl-tRNA aminoacylation
Cellular component (GO): cytoplasm
Molecular function (GO): cysteine-tRNA ligase activity; ATP binding
Source: RefSeq, a predicted model, not a curated record
AUGGCCGACUCUCGAGACAGCCUGAGAGUCUACAACUCUCUCAAGCCCGGCGGCCCUGUCAGCUUUGACCCCAAAGACCCGGGCAAGGUGACGUGGUAUGCCUGCGGACCGACGGUCUACGACAAGAGCCAUCUCGGCCACGCAAGGAACUAUGUCUCCACGGACAUCAUCCGGCGCAUCAUGAUGCACUACUUUAACCUCGACGUAAAUUUCGUCAUGAACAUCACCGACAUCGAUGACAAGAUUAUUAUCAGGGCUAGGCGUCGUCGUCUCCUAGAACUAGAAAAGAGGAAGGCUCAUUCAAAAGAGAAGCUCCAGGAACUUGCCCUUGAUGCAUUCCGCGCCUAUGCCAAGAGCAGCCUUCCCGCCCUCGUAGAUGACGGUUCUGAGCUUGACCCAUCCAACUAUGAGACGAAGAGGGAUGUAGCCUAUGGGAAGGUCCUUGCUGGUGGAGCUUUGACCGAGGACGGCAAGCCCGGAGAGGCCGAAGCUAAGAUCAGGAUGCAUAUCUCCAACAUGGACGCUGCCGCAAAAGCAAUUAAGGAUGGUCAAAUAUUCCCGGGAGCCGAAGAAGUCCUUCUCCCUUAUCUAGAUUCUCUGUACAAGGAGACUUUCGAUACCACCGAUCAGUCUGUCUUCACCGAACUAACACAGACCAUGGAGGACCUCUUCUUUGCCGACAUGAAGGCCCUCAACGUCCUCCCCCCGGACGUUAUUACGAGAGUCACCGCGUUCGUCCCCCAGAUUGCCAAGUUUGUCGAGCGCAUUGUGGACAAGGGCUUCGCCUACGAAGCCGAAGGAUCAGUCUACUUCGACAUCGCUGCGUUCGAAAAGGCCGGAAACCGGUAUGCGCGAUUGCGCCCUGAGAGCCGAAACGACAAGUCGCUGCAGGAGGAAGGCGAAGGGUCUCUCUCGAAGAACCUCGGUGGUAAGCGGAGCCCUAGCGACUUUGCACUCUGGAAGAAGUCCAAGGCUGGAGAGCCGUUCUGGCCCAGCCCGUGGGGUAACGGCAGGCCUGGAUGGCACAUAGAAUGCUCCGUCAUGGCUUCCGAAAUCCUCGGCUCUUCGAUGGAUGUCCACUCAGGUGGUAUCGACCUUGCUUUCCCCCACCAUGACAACGAGCUUGCCCAGAGCGAAGCCUACUUCUUUGAGCCCGACAAGGGAGAGCAUACUUGGGUCCGAUACUUCCUUCAUAUGGGACAUCUCUCCAUAGCUGGAUCGAAAAUGUCCAAGUCUCUUAAGAACUUCGAGACAAUUGAGGAUGCUCUCGCUACCACAUACACUUCGAGAAGUCUACGAACCGUCUUCUUGCUCGGAAAGUGGCAUGAUGGUGUGGAAAUCUCUCCAGAGAUGCGAUCUCAUGCUGAUAGCUGGGAGGCUACUGUGAAUAACUUUUUCACAAACACGAAGUCCCUACUUGCAGAGGCUGCAGCCAAGCCCGCAAGUUCAGGGGUAGCAGCUCUUUCCCUCAAUGACCAGACAAGCAAGUCAGAUAUCGCCACCCAAUUCGAACAAGCAAAGAAAGACUUCCAUGCAGCUCUUUGCAACUCCUUUGAUACCCCCCAAGCUAUGCAAGUGAUUGCGGGCAUAAUCAAGGAUGCAAACAUUCAUCUCAAGACCUCCAAGGACCAGCCCGACCUUGCCACUAUCGAGGCUAUUGCCAGGUGGAUCACGAAGAUCGUAGGCAUCUUCGGAUUGGACGAAAACGCCGCACCCCCUUACGAUGGCCUAGGUUGGGCGUCUGCUAAGGUCGCCGCCGACCAGGACCCAGCAGUUGCAAUCAAGCCAUACACCUCUGUCCUGGAGAGCGUCUCUGCUGCUGUACAAGAACUCCAACUCAACUCCGAUUCUAUCAAGGUGCUCCUUGAGAAGGUCCCCGAUGCCGAGUUCCAAGCUCUUGUUGACGGCGGAGUCCGCGAUAUAGAGCAGCUUGCUCUUCCAUAUCUUCGCUCAGUGUCCAGCCUACGUGACGAGCUUCGCAAGCUUGUCGGCACUGUUACUCCGGAAGUUAAGAAGAGCAUCCUUGCCCUCACUGACAGGAUACGCGAUGUUGACCUCACCAAUCUCGGCGUCUACCUCGAUGACAGGCCAGACGGGCAGCCCUCCUUGAUCAAGUUCGUCCCUGCCGCAGAACUCAUCGCUGCGCGAGAGGAGAAGGCGGCGCGGGAGAGGGAACGCAUCCGCCAGAAGGAAGAGGCUAGAAUAGCGAGGGAAAAGGCCGAGCAGGAGAAGCUGGCUAAGGCGCGUGUGAACCCCAAGGACAUGUUCAAGGAUGAUAGGUUUUCGGCCUGGGAUGACAACGGUCUCCCAACAAAGAUGAAAGAUGGAAGCGAUGUGCCGAAGAGCCAGCUGAAGAAGCUGCAGAAGGAGCACCAGAAACAAACGAAACUUUACCAGGAGGUUGUAGGCAAGGGGUCGUGA